AAUUGUUUCAGCCUGUGCUUCUCUCCACAACAUUGCCUUGGAGGCAGGCGAGCCGGUGUUUGACGAGGACGUCGACAGCGGGGAAAUGCCAGGCCAGGACGAUGCAGAGCUGCCACAAGCCUCGCAGGCGCUGCCGUCCUUGCAGGAGAUCUACCUCAGGGGCAGGCAGCAGCGCGAUGCCGUCGUCAGCCUUUUCUAAUGUGUCCAAGACAUGCCUGGCGACAGCACACGAUCACCAGCACAGGACUGGACCCUGGAGGCUGGCCCUGCCCCUGAGCUCUGCGAGAAUGGCCUCCUGCGCAUCAGCCGCCCGCUCCGCAGCCUCCGCCUUUCGCCGCAGCAGGGCCGUGUUGCGUUCCGCGGCUAUGGCGAGCCGCUCGAUGGAAGAGCGCAUGGCCUCGGCCACCUGAACUCAUUGUGUGGACAACCAUGAA
Molecule: messenger RNA, 434 nt
Organism: Rhipicephalus sanguineus (brown dog tick)
Lineage: Eukaryota; Metazoa; Arthropoda; Arachnida; Ixodida; Ixodidae
Exons: 2
Coding region: 102-410 (102 amino acids)
Source: RefSeq, a predicted model, not a curated record